CAUUAUAAAAGAGAAGGAGAGUUACAUGAGACAAAUAUUCUGCUACAGAAGAGAGUCUGAUCUGUAAAGAAACCAUUUCCUCUGGUUCUGAUACGAUUGUCAGAAGGAAUCACAGUCUCCAUUACAAAGCUUUACUAAACAUUUUCUUUGACAUACAAAAUGGCAUCAGCUGGUUUGCAGAUCCUCGGCCUGGCUCUGUCCGUGAUUGGUUGGAUUGGAGCGAUUGCAUGCUGUGCAAUACCCAUGUGGAAGGUCACGGCUUUCAUUGGACAAAGCAUAGUGACAGCCCAGACCAUUUGGGAAGGUCUGUGGAUGAACUGUGUGGUACAGAGUACAGGGCAAAUGCAAUGCAAGGUGUAUGAUUCGAUGUUAGCUUUGUCGCAAGAACUUCAAGCAGCCCGUGCUCUGACCAUUGUGGUCAUUAUUUUAGCUGUCUUUGGAAUCUUUGCUGCCAUUGCUGGUGGCAACUGCACCAACUGUGUGGAAGAUGAGAACACCAAGGCCAAGGUCUGCAUAGUGGCAGGGAUAAUCUUUCUUCUGUCUGGUGUACUUCUGCUUAUCCCAGUCUGCUGGACUGCAAAUGUUAUCAUCCGUGAUUUCUACAACCCACUGGUACCUGAAGCCAAUAAACGAGAGCUGGGGACUUCCCUCUACAUAGGAUGGGCAGGUGCUGCACUGUUUCUGAUUGGUGGGGGCCUACUAUGUUGUAACUGCCCAAAGAAGGACCAUUACUCAGCAAAAUACACUUCCAGUAAAGCAAAUCAGCCAAACUAUGUGUAAUAUAUACCUUACCAGCAAAUAUUGGUCAAGAAGAGACUUUUACUUAUUAUGAGCUUCAGUGUGUCUGUGAACAUUUACGAAUAGUAGCUGUUAUGGCAAUGUUAGGUCUACUAAAGGGAUAUGCCUCCUUCUAAAAUAUUUUUGUCAGUAAAAAUAAUUAAAAAAAAGAAAAAUGCUUCCUGAGUCAGAAAAGGAAGCAAGGCUGUUUAGCAGGCCCUGCUCUGUUAACACAGAAUCCAGAGCUCAAGAGAUCAGAUGCUUGUUGUAUGAAUUGGAAGCUAAAUAAUUCUGACUCUGUGCUUGCUGUUUGACCCUGAAGUAUUUAAUUACUCUCCAGCUGCAAAGCUUGUGAAAUACAGGGCCCUUAGGAACAAGUGUUUUACCACAAUCUGCCAGUGUAUUGUAGUGAUGGAAAGUGACAAAAGGGUAUACAUAGAAUGUCCUUGCAAUAUUGGGAUAUGGUCAUGGUUUUGCCAAAGUGCUAUUUCUUUAUUUUGAUAAACAAAAUGAGGCUACAACUGAAACAUUGGGAAACUUGGGGGGGGGGGGUCAUAUAUCAUUACAUAACCAAGGGUGUCCUUUUUUAUGUAAACAGACUAGGACAUUUGUAAAAACACAGCACGGAUCACAUUCAUUUCAGAGAUGCAUAACAUGCUUGUCAUAUGUUUAUGAUGUAAUUGUUUUAGAAACUGCUAAUGAAAUCAGCAUGAAGUUACAAGGAUGCUGAAUGCUCUUGAAUAUGUUACAUCAUUACAAGGGCAAUCACCUCGCGCUCAUUCAUGACUUUUUAUGAAAUUAUGAAACUUUUCUGAUGUACAGACAAACAACUGUAUUUCAUGUCAUAACAGAGCUUGUAGUCAUAUCACAUAUUUGUCCUGGUAACGCUACACCUCUCUGGUACAGUACACUGCUUAUAUCAUUUAUGUGACUAGGUCUAGUUAUAACUCAUUACCUAUCAUUAAUUAUUUUAUACUAUGUAUUUUCUUUAGCUGUAAAUAAUGCCAGCUUCAGUGUUGUUAAAAUAUAAAACAUUUCAUUUUGGCUAAUGUACUUAUAAAUAUUUCAGGUCAGAUGUGACAGCAGGUGUUAUUUACUGCAGUGAAAGUUCAACAAACAACUGAGUGGUAAACUACAUUUUCUGUUCUUCUAAGAAAUAUUAUUACAUUUUUAAAACAUUUUCUUAUGUGGAUUAAGAACAUUUGUGUGCAUGGUUCUUUUUUUGUACAAACCCAAAUAAAUAUUUUUAUUUAACUAAAA
Messenger RNA from Protopterus annectens (West African lungfish), 2037 nucleotides. Its product is annotated as claudin-4-like. Bases 160 to 780 code for a protein of 206 amino acids. Gene Ontology annotation, biological process: cell adhesion; bicellular tight junction assembly. Gene Ontology annotation, molecular function: structural molecule activity. Lineage: Eukaryota; Metazoa; Chordata; Ceratodontiformes; Protopteridae. The record is from RefSeq and is a predicted model, not a curated record. The transcript has 2 exons. Gene Ontology annotation, cellular component: plasma membrane; bicellular tight junction.